AUGCUCUCAUUUUUGAUAGGCCUCUGCUACAGCAUGGUAAACCUGGCCUACCGCACCAUCGACGAGGCACGCAACUUCACCGUCCCUGGUAGCCUUGAAGCAACCCCCUGGCUGGGAACCCUGAACGCCUCUGGUUGGCUGGCAGUGAUUGGUGGUCCAGUGGUUCCGUUCUUCAUAUAUCUCGGCCUGGAUUUCAUGAUGAAGCUUCGACUCCUACCGACGCAGCUGCGCACUUUCGAUGCUCGGAAGGCUAGCUGCUACUGCUGCACGGUGGAUCAUUCGGACCCUCACACGAAAACUCCCAUCUUCUGCGACCGGAAGCUGAUUAUGGAAAAGCUGACGGAGUGGUAUGGCGACCCCGAAGACUGCGAAGAUAUGGAUGUCGGUGCCGAUAGAGCGAUUGAGCAGUUCAACCACUUGGUGCGCAAGGAGCUCUCCGAUGUUUGCCUUGCGAUGAUGUCGGGCCGCGAUGUGCUGUGGCGAUACAUAUACCUCUUGAUCGGCAUGAAUUGUCAUGUCUUCACCUAUCUCCUGGGCGAUAUAGGCUUUCCCCCGGACUCGAUGGAAGGCUGGGCCCUGCAUUCGUGGAGAGUCAGAGAGUGCACCAGCUUUUGCCACAUCUUCCUGCAAAUAUUUGCAGCGGUGCCGCUGUUUUCGACAGUGUGGACUGUUGGGGCGAUAUACCUCAAAGAUCAUCAUCGGUUCAUGGCUGCUUUGAUGUUGACCCCCAUCCUGAUCGUCUUGGUGGUGGGGCUGUUCUACUAUCCGUUCCGGCUCUCUUUGAAACUCUCCGUUGACGGAAGCUUUCUGCUGCCGCUGACAGCCGUCGUGUUUGAGGCUGUUGUCCUUGUGGCAUUGAACUACACGAGCCGAUUGGCCACGGCCUCCUUCACCCGAACAGCGCUGGAGAGCGCCGAGCAGCUUCAGAACUGGCAGAGCAACAAGUCGCUCAGCCUGAGGUCAUCGGAGUCGGGACAGGACUCCAGGGGCUGGCAGGGGUUUAGGGUUUAG
Messenger RNA from Symbiodinium necroappetens, 1011 nucleotides. Lineage: Eukaryota; Dinophyceae; Suessiales; Symbiodiniaceae. The record is from the annotation of a GenBank genome assembly.